This is a messenger RNA of Darwinula stevensoni, 447 nucleotides long. The record is from the annotation of a GenBank genome assembly. NCBI's taxonomy places the organism in Eukaryota, Metazoa, Arthropoda, Ostracoda, Podocopida, Darwinulidae.
AUGCAGCUUAGAUUUCGGGAAUUCAUUGCUUCGGGUGCGAUCUCCCGUCACUUGGACACAAUAGUCGUCCUCUGCCCAGCCAAGCAUUCAACUCAGUUCGGCUCCGAGAAGGCAGGUGGCGGUCCUAUCAGUCGGAGGUUGAGGGGACUAACAUGGCGCGACCCAGCAACGGAUUGCCCAUGCCGUGCCCGUACCCGGCACCUGUGCGAUAGUUUGACCUGGGCACAGGAACGUCAUUUGCCUCAGAAGAUGAGACUCACCCAAGUAUUGCUAAAGAAAGCAAAAGCUAAGAAUGUCCUGGUCUUUAUAGAGAGCACAGUAAGUGGUCAUCGAUACACAAGGGUCAAGGAGAGGCUGGCAGAUAAGGUUGAGGCAAUCUUGUAUGACCCUUGGGUCCAGAAAGAGGUGGUGUACAAGGAAGUCAAGAAGGUUAGAAGUCUCAAAUGA